CGGGAACAAAGUUCUGAUCCCAUAUUAAAUUAGCUUAGGUUGCUGAUUUAGCACAAAGACAACAACUGAAAAUGCUGAAAGAAAUGCAACAGGUGCUGCGUUUGAUCAUGCUAAUGGGAAAGCAAAGGCAAAAGCUGGGCUUAAGGACAGGAGGAGGGCUUUUGUUGCUUUUGUGGACUGACACCGAAGUUUCUACACAAAAGCUGAACUGCACUGUUAAUUGCACAGUUGCAGCGGCUGGCCCCUGGUGUGCAGGGAUUCAAAUGGAAGCCCUCCAACCUGCCCUUGUCCAUUUGAAAGAGAGCAUGUGUCCCUGUGUGUGGCCAUGUAAUGAGCCUGACCCUGAGGAGCUGAGUGCCUUCACAGAUCUGUAUGGUUCCCUCAGAUUGCUUCUAUCUUUUCAGGUAAAAGACACAAGACACUGCACUUCAGAGUGGCAAGCCCAUCUAGAGGCAUUCCUGCGCACAUUCACUUUGGCUAAUGCCGGGAUACAAAUCCACCUCAAACUCAAAAUCAACCAGGAGGCCUCGCUGCAGGAAUUUAGUGUCAAGGUCAAGAGAAGAGUUGCACUGGCAGACCAACUGUUACUGACCCUGGACGUCACCUGUUCUGUACCGCCUCCGUGCUGUGUGAAGAAAGGGUGCUGGUGUGUGAGAGGACACCCUGCUAUAGGAGGCAGGGUGCCACUCAGCAUCCCACCACAAACCAUGGAGCAGGGCCUCUUUGGGGAUCUGAGUGUUCAGGUGGUUACACUCCUGACCCCCUGUCUGCUGCCAUAUCCCAAUGUGGCAACAGAACUUACUCACAUACAAGUGUUGGUAUACAACCCCAGUAACAUUCCUGUCACUGGGCCCUCUGGCUUCUUUCAAAAACUUCCUGCUGUUCUGGACUGUCAAGAGCUGGGACUAUAUAGACUUUACUGCUCUUCUUUCAAAGAUCUUGUGUAUAGCGGCGGUACUGUGUACACAGUAGAGAAAGACAGCUGGGAUGAUCCAGAGCAGGAAUCAAGUCUUCCCACAGUGCAGCAGAGUCUCCUGCUUUUCUUCUUCUUACAGCAUAGUGACCCCUUCACCUCCCAGCUCACUGAUCUUAUGGCCACCGAGAUGUUGAUAGAGCUCCACCUGGAGGACAUUCUGAACAACAACAGGCAGGCCCUCGUAGCAGACGUGCAGACUGAGCUGAGGAACACACUGAAAUCACAAAAUCACAGAAAAAAGCAACAAGAGAAGCUGCAUGCAGCUGCUGAGGUGAUUCUCGGUUCGUCCAUGAGUAUCGUGAGCAGCAGCAGUAGCAUGGACUUCAGAAAUGCCUGUCUGAACCGCAUGAAGGUUUGUGUUUGUCAGGUACAUGACACACAUGAGUUGGCAGCCUCGCUCCGUGAAUCACUGUGGAGAGUGACAUCGUGGAAAUUCGUUCCCAAGGCAAAGUGCUUUUCUACUAAGAUGGAAGUACAUCCUGAAAACGAUGAGCCCACCACAGCAGAAAUCUGAGAAUCUCUGUGUUUAUCUUAAGAGUUCUGUUAUGGUUAAAGGCUGCGGAGGCAGCAGAAGAAGGGUUUGAAUGUGUUUAAAAAAUUUAAAGUGCUGCCAAAAGCAACAUCUGUUUAACCCAUAAUUUAUAAGUACAGUUGUUGUUAUAACUUGGUUGCACUGGUUUAUUUUUGUAAUAAUAUUCCAAAUUGAUCUCAGUUUUUUUCUUAUCAAUGGUUAUACCCAUAGAAAAAUGUCUGUACCAUAUAUCUAUUUAGGAUGUGAGGUGAAAGAGCCUCUCUUUUUACCUACAUCACCAUGGUAACCUGGAAAAAAAGCCGUAAAAUCAGAGGCAGUGAUACCUUUGUAUUCGUCACAGAUAGCCAGAAGAAUGCCCAUGAGAUCUUUGAUGAGUAUCUGUUGUUGAGAUAUCUCCCUAAACUGACAAGACUGAACCCUGAAAUAGCCCCAGUUCAGAUACUCUUCCGUGAAACAUUGGCAUUCAUCACCAAGAACUGUGCAAUCAAUACAAUCAAUUUCACUUUGAUCUGGUGGCAAACAAAAGUGAUUUUCACAUCUUUUGGCUAUGCGCCAGUACGUUUGAAUAUUUAAAAUUUGUAAAAUGUAAAGUUUCAGAGCUCUAACAUGCAUCCAUCCUAUUAGAAAUAAACAACAGCAUUAAAAUAAUUAACUUGAGUUCAAAUGUUUAUUUUACCA
Messenger RNA from Maylandia zebra (zebra mbuna), 2186 nucleotides. It is a transcript of the gene top6bl, whose product is annotated as TOP6B like initiator of meiotic double strand breaks. Lineage: Eukaryota; Metazoa; Chordata; Actinopteri; Cichliformes; Cichlidae. Gene Ontology annotation, biological process: meiotic DNA double-strand break formation. The record is from RefSeq and is a predicted model, not a curated record.